This is a messenger RNA of Zingiber officinale, 426 nucleotides long. RefSeq names its product TPD1 protein homolog 1B-like. NCBI's taxonomy places the organism in Eukaryota, Viridiplantae, Streptophyta, Magnoliopsida, Zingiberales, Zingiberaceae. The transcript has 2 exons. The record is from RefSeq and is a predicted model, not a curated record. Gene Ontology annotation, biological process: cell fate determination. Bases 1 to 426 code for a protein of 141 amino acids.
AUGAAAGGUGAUUCUAGACGGCUUUUCGCGACGGCAAUUCCGGCAGUUACGCUCCUGGUCCUGUUCGCCUUUGUGUUUUAUCUUGGGCAGGUUCAAGCUGACUGCAGCAUUUGGGAUAUGGAAGUGAAUCAGACACUGAAUGGGUGGCUGCGGGGGAUUCCAGUGUACCAAGUGGUGGUGCUCAACCUCUGUAACAUCCCCGACGGCUGUCUGUUGGGGGACAUCCACUUGACUUGCGGCGAUUUCAGCACGUCCCUCCCCGUCGAUCCACUUACAUUCCGACUCAUCAACUUCAAUGACUGCCUCCUCGUGGACGGCGGCAAUACUUACAGCGGCAAUGUAAUCUCCUUCAAAUAUGCCCACCCCGGGCCCUACCCCAUGACCAUCUCCAGUGUCACGUGCUUUCCCCAGAUCCCUCCAACAUGA